UUAUCACAGGACAAAAAAAAUGCUAUUGAAUGUUGUGUACAUUUGUUGAAUAGCAUCCAAGCUUGCCUCCCAUUGGAUAGAAUUAGAGCAAUUGGUCAUUGAUUUUAGUGAUGUCAGUAGGUACUGCUUUUUUACCGUGGCAAUUAAUGAGAUUGGGCAAUGCAUUUUGUCAUUGGACUGGGCAUCAGCGUGUUGAAACAACUAGCAAACUGAGGCUACUCGGGCACACCGACGACUAAGGAACGUGAAUACUUCUUUACAUUGGAAAAGGGAUCAGAUGAAUGAGUCACUCCAUGGGGCUCUAGAGAGGAACGUUGUCCACCUCCGCCGGCCCCCGUCUCCCUCACCCUGUUCAGCCUCCCCUCUACAGACAUCAUCAAAUGAGCUCUAUCUGAAUGCCACUUUCUAUGGGUUUGGAUUCAGUACAGCAAACAGCAGUGAAGAGAGCCAAUCUCUUACAAAGCCGCAUUUUGCCACGAAACCUUAUGAAUUGCUGUCAAAAGUGCCUCGAAAGAACUAAAGAAAACCAGGAUUUGUCCUUCAUAUAUAGUGCUGCUGUUUUGAUAGUAGUCCUCUGAUUGACCAUAAAGGGAAGGACAGUUGCAUCAGAGCGGACAGGACCGUAAACUACAUUAAGGCUUUAGGGGAGCAGUCGUAACUUCUCUCUCCAUACGAGCCGACGACCAUGGUCCCCCAGAAGGCUGACUUGACUGUUUUGCCAUGUCAGGAUGUGGUGGCGAUGCCAGUGAAGAAGCAGAGCAGUGAGAGGGACGAGGAGAGUCCUGAUGGGUCUCUGGGUGAGGGUGCUGGGGGGGAACGUAUUCCCCUGCGCAAGUGGGUCAUGCAUGGUGCUGUCAUGUUCGGACGAGAGUUCUGCUACGCCAUGGAGACAGCCCUGGUCACACCAGUCUUACUGCAAAUAGGACUUCCAGAGCAGUACUACAGCCUGACAUGGUUUCUUAGUCCCAUCCUGGGCCUCAUCCUCACCCCUCUCAUUGGCUCAGCCAGCGACCGCUGUACCCUGAAAUGGGGCCGCAGGAGACCCUUCAUCCUGGCACUCUGUGUGGGGGUGUUACUGGGCGUUUCUCUAUUUCUCAAUGGGUCUCUCCUAGGAUUAGCCCUCGGGGACGUUCCCAGCAGGCAGCCCAUUGGGAUAGUGCUGACCGUGCUGGGUGUAGUUCUACUGGACUUCAGUGCAGACGCCUCAGAUGGGCCUAUCAGAGCCUACCUGUUGGAUGUAGCCGACACAGAGGAGCAGGACAUGGCCCUCAACAUACAUGCCUUCUCUGCAGGGCUGGGAGGAGCGGUUGGCUACGUGCUGGGUGGCUUGGACUGGACCAGCACCAUCCUGGGCACGGCCUUCAAGUCCCAGGAGCAGAUCCUGUUUGUGUUUGCUACCGUCAUCUUCACCAUAUCUGUGAUUCUACACAUGUUCAGUAUCAAGGAGGAGAGUUUUGAGGCUCGUGGUGACACUCCGGGAGAGGGAGACUCCGAUAGCCUGUCCUCCUCAGGGAAACUGAAGGGGGGCUUGGCGGGGCCUCGUAGUAUACCUCAGCUGGACGUUAUAGGAGAGGAGGACACCCAGUCAGAGAGAGAGCUCUUCAUCAACGUGGACAGGGUGAGGAGUAAGAGCGACUCGGUGCUGGCCAUGCCUGACGCCACCAUCGAGCUGGACUCAGACCUGGACCAGGACGCUCAUUUCCUGGCAGACAUUGAGCCCUCCAUCUUUCAGGACUACCCCCAAGAUUUCUACCCUGGCACUCCUCAGAGACACUACAGUGGAUGGGGCAUCCAGGACCAGGAAGUCCCCCAGCCCGAGGCUCAGGCAGACAGCCAGCUGCCCCUCUUCCACCAGGACCCCUCCCCCUACUACAGCAGGGAGCACAUGUUGCUCAACAACCAGACCAACCAGGGAGCCAAGUUGGCCCCGGCCGCCCCCUCCAACCACACGGCCCACGGGGCCAACAGCCAGGGCCGUAUGCCAGGCCUGAGGCCGUCCAACACCAGCGCCACUGCCGGGGCACGCCGCUUCCCCCACACCUUCUACCGCCAGCCGUCAUUUACAUUCUCUUACUAUGGCCGCGUGGGUUCAGCACGAUACCGCCACCGCAGAAACACCAUGGGCAAUCCGGCCGGCGCCAACCUCCGCAUCAAGACCUCGCAGAGCAUGAACGACAUCUACGAGCACAUGCAGCGGCGGCAGCAGAGGAGGGAGCUCCAGCAGAGCAGCACCACACUGUCCAGCAGUGACUCUGAGAGUGACGAGGAGGGCACCACGGUCAAGCUGCUGUGGCUGUCCAUGCUGAAGAUGCCCCCCCAGCUGCUGAGGCUCUGCGUCUGUCAUCUCCUCACCUGGUUCUCCAUCAUCGCUGAGGCAGUCUUCUACACAGACUUCAUGGGACAGGUCAUCUAUGAUGGAAAACCCACAGCUCCUGCUAACUCCACUGAACUGCAGAACUACCAUAAAGGAGUCCAGAUGGGCUGCUGGGGACUGGUUGUCUAUGCUGCUACCGCUGCAGUCUGCUCAGGUAGGUCCUACUCCUUAGAGAAAUACACAGUGUGGACAGCAACAUGUACAGUGUGGACAGCAACAUGUACAGUGUGGACAGCAACAUGUACAGUGUGGACAGCAACAUGUACAGUGUGGACAGCAACGUGUACAGUGUGGACAGCAACGUGUACAGUGUGGACAGCAACGUGUACAGUGUGGACAGCAACGUGUACAGUGUGGACAGCAACGUGUACAGUGUGGACAGCAACGUGUACAGUGUGGACAGCAACGUGUACAGUGUGGACAGCAACGUGGACAGCAACGUGUACAGUGUGGACAGCAACGUGUACAGUGUGGACAGCAACAUGUACAGUGUGGACAGCAACGUGUACAGUGUGGACAGCAACGUGUACAGUGUGGACAGCAACGUGUACAGUGUGGACAGCAACGUGUACAGUGUGGACAGCAACGUGUACAGUGUGGACAGCAACGUGUACAGUGUGGACAGCAACGUGUACAGUGUGGACAGCAACGUGUACAGUGUGGACAGCAAUGUGUACAGUGUGGACAGCAACGUGUACAGUGUGGACAGCAACGUGUACAGUGUGGACAGCAACGUGUAUAUCAAAGAGUGAGGACUUGACUCACAACCAGUAUACUGUGCUCCAGAAGUACCUGGACAACUACGACCUGAGCAUUAAGGUCAUCUACAUCCUGGGUACUCUGAGCUUCUCCCUGGGAACCGCCGUCAUGGCCAUCUUCUCUAACGUCUACGUUGCCAUGGUGAUGAUCAGCACCAUGGGCAUCAUCUCCAUGAGUAUCUCCUACUGCCCCUACGCUCUGCUGGGCCAGUACCACGAGAACAAGCAGUACAUCCACCACAGUCCGGGGAAGUCGCGACGAGGCUUCGGCAUUGACUGUGCCAUACUGUCGUGCCAGGUGUAUAUUGCCCAGAUCCUGGUGGCGUCUGCGCUGAGCACGGUGGUGGACGUGGUGGGCAGCGUGCGGGUCAUCCCAAUGAUGGCCUCUGGAGGCUCCUUCCUGGGCUUCCUCACCUCCACCUUCCUGGUCAUCUACCCAGACUCCUCCACUCCCACCACUACGCAGGACCAGGAGGGGUAUGGAGAGGAUGGGGCUCCGGCCCUGGUGGCCCCAGAAGCAGGCCCUAGUGGUAGCAGUAUGCAGGAGCCAGUAGUCCUUCUCAAAAUGUCGCCUAAGGGCAGCAGCAGCACGACAAACUACGAGUCCACUAUUUAACAAAGAAGAAGAGGGGCAAGGACAAAAUACUGCAUCUCAAUAGUCAUAAAGUGGCUUCCUCUCUUUGUCUCCUUUAAUCUGCACAGAUAUCUAGUGGAGAAAGACAGUGACCAAACCUUAACACUCACUAGUCACAUGAGUUCCAGUGGGAUGGACUGUUCCAAUGGACACGUUGUGCAUUUCUUGACAUAUGGCUGUUUUUCUUUUCCUCGUGGGGUUCUAAUGUUUGUGGUUUCACUGGCUGUGUCCCAAAUAGCACCCUACUCCCUUUUAUAGUGCACUUUUUACCUGGGUCCAUAAGGCUCUGGUCAAAUGAAGUGCACUAAAUAGGGAAUAGGGUGCCAUUUGGGACUUAGUCACAGUUUGAAAGGCCUGCAGGAAGCAAUAUCAGAUUCAGUAUCCACCUCAUACACAGGAUCUAAUGCUGGACUCUCUUCUUUACUCAUGGGAUCUAAUGCUGGACUUUCUUUCUUAAACGUGACUUGGACUUUUUCUGUAGAUGGUUGUUUAGACUGCACGUGAAUAUUUUCACUCCAUUUCUAAAUUGAAAAAAUGUUUUAUUGAUUUUAUUUUGUGAUUGUACAAAAUGGUUUGAGAGACUGAUCAACUUUUCUAGACAGAAUGCUAUAGGAGUCUCUAUGUUACUGUGACCUCACUAAAGAUGCUGCAGCCACAGAGGAUCCAGUUCAGAACAAUGUAGGAGUCGCUCUGUUACUAUGACCUCACUAAAGAUGCUGCAGCCAUCGAAGAUCCAGUUCAAAACAGUAUAGGAGUCUCUGUUACUAUGACCUCACUAAAGAUGCUGCAGCCACAGAGGUUCCAGUUCAAAACAGUAUAGGAGUCUCUCUUACUAUGACCUCACUAAAGAUGCUGCAGCCACAGAGGUUCCAGUUCAAAACAAUAUAGGAGUCUCUCUUACUAUGACCUCCCUAAAGAUGCUGCAGCCACAGAGGUUCCAGUUCAAAACAAUAUAGGAGUCUCUCUUACUAUGACCUCCCUAAAGAUGCUGCAGCCACAGAGGUUUCAGGUCAAAACAGUAUAGGAGUCUCUCUUACUAUGACCUCAUUAAAGAUGCUGCAGCCACAGAGGUUCCAGUUCAAAACAAUAUAGGAGUCUCUCUUACUAUGACCUCAUUAAAGAUGCUGCAGCCACAGAGGUUCCAGUUCAAAACAGUAUAGGAGUCUCUCUUACUAUGACCUCACUAAAGAUGCUGCAGCCACAGAGGUUCCAGUUCAAAACAGUAUAGGAGUCUCUCUUACUAUGACCUCACUAAAGAUGCUGCAGCCACAGAGGUUCCAGUUCAAAACAAUAUAGGAGUCUCUCUUACUAUGACCUCCCUAAAGAUGCUGCAGCCACAGAGGAUCCAGUUCAGGAGUCUCUCUUACUAUGACCUCACUAAAGAUGCUGCAGCCACAGAGGUUCCAGUUCAAAACAGUAUAGGAGUCUCUCUUACUAUGACCUCACUAAAGAUGCUGCAGCCACAGAGGUUUCAGGUCAAAACAGUAUAGGAGUCUCUCUUACUAUGACCUCAUUAAAGAUGCUGCAGCCACAGAGGUUCCAGUUCAAAACAAUAUAGGAGUCUCUCUUACUAUGACCUCAUUAAAGAUGCUGCAGCCACAGAGGAUCCAGUUCAGAACAAUAUAGGAGUCGGUGUCUUACUGUGACCUCAGUAUGCCACAGAGGAUCCAGUUCAGAAUAAUAUAGGAGUCGGUCUCUUACUGUGACCUCAGUAUGCCACAGAGGAUCCAGUUCAAAACAAUAUAGGAGUCGGUCUCUUACUGUGACCUCAGUAUGCCACAGAGGAUCCAGUUCAGAACAAUAUAGGAGUCGGUCUCUUACUGUGACCUCAGUAUGCCACAGAGGAUCCAGUUCAGAACAAUAUAGGAGUCGGUGUCUUACUGUGACCUCAGUAUGCCACAGAGGAUCCAGUUCAGAACAAUAUAGGAGUCGGUCUCUUACUGUGACCUCAGUAUGCCACAGAGGAUCCAGUUCAGAACAAUAUAGGAGUCGGUCUCUUACUGUGACCUCAGUAUGCCACAGAGGAUCCAGUUCAGAACAAUAUAGGAGUCGGUCUCUUACUGUGACCUCAGUAUGCCACAGAGGAUCCAGUUCAGGGUCAGUCAGUUACAUUACCUGUUAUAAACACCCUUCACUAACUCUCUUUCUUCUGUCUAUUGACAUAUAUAUCAUGAAAACACUCAGGGCUAUUAUACAGCACAGACAAUAUGAUGUCCAGGUUACACCAAAAGUCCAAAGAACCAUUCAGGACGUUCCUUUUUGUAGGUCAUAUUUGCCAUUUACUGGGUUGAGUGGCCUAUAGCCUACUGUUUACAUGACAGAGUUGGAGAAACGUUAUCAGCCUUAAGAUAAUCAAAUCCUGAAGUGAUGAUGCUUACAUUCUAACACAUAUCAAUAUUUUGAAAAGGGAAAAUGUUGUAAACCUCGAUUAUAGUAUGCUGCAUGGAAGAAUACUAGAUUUCAUACUACAACUAGUCAUAAAAAAUGGUCUAUGAUCAUAAGAUGCCUUUGGGCCCAUCCAGCAUUGAAGAAACCCUACACUGUACUGUGCUACAGUAACUCUGUUGUUCUGAACCAUCUGUUCCACAGGGCAACGUAUAAGAAAGGAUAUCGCUCUGUAUGUUUUUACAUUUAACAACUGCAAAAGCUGCACAAUAAACUUUAAGAACUUUAAGAGAG
Molecule: messenger RNA, 6445 nt
Organism: Salvelinus namaycush (lake trout)
Lineage: Eukaryota; Metazoa; Chordata; Actinopteri; Salmoniformes; Salmonidae
Gene: slc45a4b
Product: solute carrier family 45 member 4b
Exons: 8
Coding region: 686-3748 (1020 amino acids)
Biological process (GO): transmembrane transport
Cellular component (GO): membrane
Molecular function (GO): sucrose:proton symporter activity
Source: RefSeq, a predicted model, not a curated record